Molecule: messenger RNA, 4305 nt
Organism: Sinocyclocheilus anshuiensis
Lineage: Eukaryota; Metazoa; Chordata; Actinopteri; Cypriniformes; Cyprinidae
Product: AP-1 complex subunit beta-1-like
Exons: 25
Coding region: 95-2980 (961 amino acids)
Biological process (GO): vesicle-mediated transport; intracellular protein transport
Cellular component (GO): membrane coat; clathrin adaptor complex
Molecular function (GO): clathrin binding
Source: RefSeq, a predicted model, not a curated record
GGUCAUGAAGCUUUAGCUCGCGAGCCAUUAGCAUUCAGCUAACACACCAUCGACUAUCUACAAUUCCGCGAGCAGGUUCAUUCAUCCGCCAAAAAUGGAGUGGGCAAGUCAGCUUUGUGAGAACCAAGGCUUGGGAUCCAAGAUGACAGACUCCAAGUAUUUCACCACUACCAAGAAAGGGGAGAUUUUUGAGCUGAAGGCAGAGCUCAACAGUGAUAAGAAAGAGAAGAAGAAGGAGGCAGUGAAGAAGGUCAUUGCGUCUAUGACAGUGGGAAAAGAUGUCAGUGCUCUGUUUCCUGAUGUUGUGAACUGCAUGCAGACGGAUAAUCUGGAGCUGAAGAAGCUGGUCUAUCUGUACUUGAUGAAUUAUGCCAAGAGCCAGCCAGACAUGGCCAUUAUGGCAGUCAACACCUUUGUGAAGGACUGUGAGGACCCAAACCCUCUGAUCCGUGCACUGGCUGUGCGCACCAUGGGCUGCAUCCGAGUGGACAAGAUCACUGAGUACCUGUGUGAACCUCUAAGGAAGUGUCUGAAAGACGAAGACCCUUACGUAAGGAAGACUGCUGCAGUUUGUGUCGCCAAGCUGCAUGACAUUAACGCCCAGCUGGUGGAAGACCAGGGCUUCCUGGACACCCUGAAAGACCUGAUCUCCGACUCCAACCCCAUGGUGGUAGCAAAUGCAGUAGCGGCUCUGUCCGAGAUAGCAGAAUCUCAUCCUAACAGCAACCUUCUGGACCUGAACCCUCAGACAAUUAAUAAGCUCCUGACAGCCCUUAAUGAAUGCACCGAGUGGGGCCAGAUCUUCAUCCUCGACUGCCUGGCCAACUACAUGCCCUGUGACGAUCGCGAGUCACAGAGUAUCUGUGAGCGUGUAACUCCACGGCUGUCCCACGCUAACUCUGCCGUGGUUCUGUCUGCCGUGAAGGUUCUGAUGAAGUUCAUGGAGAUGCUUCCUAAAGAUCUAGACUAUUACGGCACUCUUCUGAAGAAACUUGCUCCUCCGUUGGUCACGCUGCUCUCAGCUGAAGCUGAACUGCAGUAUGUUGCCCUGAGAAACAUUAACCUCAUCGUACAGAAACGCCCUGAAAUUCUGAAGCAUGAGAUGAAGGUUUUCUUUGUGAAAUAUAAUGACCCAAUCUAUGUCAAGCUGGAGAAGCUGGAUAUCAUGAUCCGCCUGGCGUCUCAGGCCAACAUUGCUCAGGUGCUGGCUGAGCUGAAGGAAUAUGCCACUGAAGUGGACGUGGACUUUGUGCGUAAAGCUGUACGAGCCAUUGGCCGCUGUGCAAUUAAAGUAGAGCAAUCAGCAGAGCGUUGUGUCAGCACACUGCUUGACCUCAUUCAGACCAAGGUCAAUUAUGUGGUGCAGGAAGCCAUUGUGGUCAUCAAGGACAUCUUCCGCAAGUACCCCAACAAGUAUGAGAGUGUGAUUGCCACUCUGUGUGAGAACCUGGACUCUCUUGAUGAGCCCGAGGCACGCGCAGCCAUGAUCUGGAUUGUGGGAGAGUACGCAGAGAGGAUCGACAAUGCAGAUGAGCUGCUGGAGAGCUUCCUGGAAGGCUUCCAUGAUGAGAGCGCACAGGUGCAACUGCAGUUGCUGACAGCUAUUGUGAAGUUGUUCCUGAAGAAACCCACUGAGACCCAGGAGCUGGUGCAACAAGUGCUCAGUCUCGCCACACAGGAUUCUGAUAAUCCUGACUUGCGUGACCGUGGCUACAUCUACUGGCGUCUGCUCUCCACAGACCCUGUGGCGGCAAAAGAGGUUGUGCUGGCCGAGAAGCCUCUGAUAUCAGAGGAGACGGACCUGAUUGAGCCCACCCUGCUGGAGGAGCUUAUCUGCCACAUUGGUACUCUGGCCUCAGUCUACCACAAACCUCCCAGUGCUUUUGUGGAGGGCAGCCGUGGCGUUCAGCACAAGAGACUUCCUGCUCGUGCUGGCUCGAAUCAGAAGUUCCGCGCUCCGAGCCAUGGCUGGCUAAACGAACCACGCCCGAGCGCAGCACGGAGUGAUCACACUAGUCAAACGAACCGGGCUUUCAGGAUGGGCGAUGAAUCAGAUACGCCGGGUGGCAGGACAGAGGUGCAGUCUCCCCAACCAUCUUCUGAUUAUAGUGAGAGAGAGCUGGGAGGAGACAUCGGCGGAAGCCCUUCGAUGGGUGCCGGUUUGGGGGUGGCCCCAGCAGCCAUGCCUGCCUCUCUCGGCGGUGCUCCUGCUGUUGGAGGUGGAUUGGGAGACCUUUUUGACCUUGGUGGAGGUGUUGGCAUGCCAACAGGAUCCUACGUUGCUCCUAAAACUGUGUGGUUACUGGCAAUAAAGGCUAAAGGGCUGGAGAUUUCUGGGACGUUUGCUAGACGUGGUGGGAUCAUUCAGAUGGAUCUGUCUCUUACCAACAAAGCCAUGAGUGUUAUGACUGACUUCGCCGUUCAGUUCAACAGGAACAGUUUUGGUCUCGCCCCUGCUGGCCCUAUGCAGGUUCUGACUCCUCUGAGCCCCAAUCAGACCAUUGACGUUAGUCUCCCUCUCAGCAUGAGCGGCCCUGUCAUGAAAAUGGAACCUCUCAACAAUCUGCAGGUAGCUGUGAAGAAUAACAUUGACGUGUUCUACUUCAGCUGCCAAUAUCCCCUCAGCCUGCUCUUUGUAGAGGACGGAAGAUUUUAUCGUCAGGUGUUCCUGGCCACCUGGAAAGACAUUCCAAAUGACAGCGAGGCACAGUUCCAAAUCAAAGAUAUCCACCUCAACUCAGACGUGGCCAGCAACAAGCUGCAAGGCAGUAAUAUCUUCACCAUAGCCAAGAGAACAGUGGAGGGGCAGGACAUGCUGUACCAGUCUAUCAAACUCACCAACGGCAUUUGGGUGCUGGCAGAAAUGCGCAUACAGACCGGCAACCCCAACUACACGGAAAUGGAGCUGUCAAUAAAAUGCAGAGCGCCAGAAGUGUGUCAGUUUGUGUACCAGUGCUAUGAGUUGGUGCUGAAGAACUGAAGUGGGGGAAACCAACAGGAAACUGCAGUUCCCAGGCGUCGUUUGGGGGGCUGAAACUUGAUUGGACCAGUCAGAGAAAGAACCCCCGCUGGCUUGCAUUUCCCUCAGACUGUGCUUUCAGCAUUGACGGAAUCCCAAGGAAUUUUUCUUCAUUAUUUUGUCCAUUCCCAACACCCUUCUUUAUCCCUCCUGCAAUCAUUAAAAUAUUACAGUUACAGUCUCUCUUCGAAAAUACAACACACAAAAUAUAAAGAUAUCAUCUUUAUUUCACAUAUGUGCAGGUGUUCUUCUCAGCAAAUUUCAUUGCCUUUACUACAUGAUUGCUACACUGUUUAUCCUGAGUGAUUUUUUUCCCGCCUCAUGGAGGUCAAGCAUCAUGCGCAGAAGAUCUCAAGAGUUUUAGACCAGCCUGUAUUCGUCAUCCAUCCAGUUGUAGGAAGGGUGGGUUUACUACAGUUGAGAGAAACCUUUCAACACUGCUGUUAAUUUAGUCUUAAUAAUCAGACAGUGGAUCGCUGGGUUUGUAUUCACACAAACAGUUGUGUGAAUGCUUGAGGUUCAAAUCUUUAUUUAUAAAUUUUUUUCUGUAUUAUAAAGCUCUCCCCGGUCUUUCCCCAGUAAUUUAGGUCUCCCACAAUUUCUUUUAAGGGAAUGCUUUGUGUUUAUCCAGAAGCACUACACAAUUGCCGAGUAAACUUUUUUUCUUUUUCUUCAAAAUAUCUCUGUAUUUGCUGAUGACUACGUUCGCAGUCAUGUUUUGCUAUUAAGCUGGGUUUAUUUUUAGUUACUACUGUCUUUUGUGUGCAGUGUAUCAGCUUUGUGUUUGUGUGUCUGAGUUGAAGAUGUAACCUGCUGCAUGUUCUCUUCCUCCUGGCAAUCUUCCCUGUCCUCACUUAUUUCCCCGUUUGUCGAUUUACAUGCCCACAUAUUCAGGGGGGUUGUCGAUUUAGUGUGUGUGUUUUGUUGCAAGCAAGAUAAACUGUUAAAUCUGUGAGGGAGACUCGACUCCUAAGAUCAUCCUGCAGAAAAGUAAUACUUUAUGGUAUGAAUAUCUUUAAAAUCACUCUGAACGCGAUGCAUCAGAUGUCUCCUGCUUUGCAAAACAACUUGUUCAUUGAACGUUUCUUCUCUCAUUCUUUAUGGGUCAGGGAGAUGUGGUUAAACUUCUGUGUCCAUGUGAUGUUUAAUUUUCUUUUUAAACCAUGUUGACAAGGUGGACAGACCUCUCUCAAGCUUAAUGUAAAAUACCACCAGACAAACACUGCUGACCUGAUACACUUAAUGCAGUGUGUGUACACUUAGAAGUUCCCAAAUAACAAUGAUUA